Molecule: messenger RNA, 3420 nt
Organism: Pseudophryne corroboree (corroboree frog)
Lineage: Eukaryota; Metazoa; Chordata; Amphibia; Anura; Myobatrachidae
Gene: TBC1D16
Product: TBC1 domain family member 16
Exons: 13
Coding region: 362-2560 (732 amino acids)
Biological process (GO): activation of GTPase activity
Cellular component (GO): early endosome
Molecular function (GO): GTPase activator activity
Source: RefSeq, a predicted model, not a curated record
AGCUCUCAGUAUAAUGCAUCCUCCUCUUGUAGAGUCUGGCAGCGAAGGAGUUACCCGGAUCCGCCCCGCCCGCUCAGUGUGUGCUGCUGCCAGUGGAUCAUCAGGCCGGACGGGGCAGUGAGCUGCGUGUCCCACUUCUGGCAGCAGGGUGCGGGCUCCGGGCAGUGAUCGGGCAGAGCGGCGUGGCGGGCAGAACUCGGCAACAAGUUGCAGCAGUAACAAGGAAAUGGAUGCAGGAACCACCAGACAGUCCUGCAGCUGAGGCACCAGAGACGUGUGGCACUUACCAGCGGAGGGAGAAAGUGAAUCAGUCCGGCAGGAAGGGGAGGUUUGCAGCUCAACAGAUGAUGGAAUUGGUGCCAUGUCUCUGGGACGGCUUCUUCGUCGUGCUUCCUCCAAGGCUUCCGACCUCCUGACCCUAGGCUCUGGGGGAGGAACAUCCUCCAUAUUGGAUGGAGAGAUCAUCUUCUCGAAAAACAAUGUAUGUGUGCACCCCCCAGAGCUGCUGCAGAAUGUUGCGUCCCAUCAUCCAGGAUACUUGUGUGUGUACAUGGAGAAAGACGAGUCUUUGGGAACAACCCUUAUCUUGGCUUGGGUCCCUAACUCUCGUAUCCAGCGACAAGAUGAGGAGGCUCUGCGUUAUAUCACCCCCGAGAGUUCCCCUGUGAGAAAAGCCCAACGCAAAAGAAACAGACACUCUGCAAGUACUGUACCUUCCACAUGUCUGAAAUCAUCUGGGCUUAGGAAGGAGUCCUACGGGGAUAACACCAGGCAGACAGAAGCCAACUCUCUGGUAGAGCAGAAUCCCUUUGGUGACUCUGCAGAGGGGGCAGGGGACAUUGUAGAACAGGUGGAGGACGAGCGGUCUCUGGACAUAUCUUCUGAUGAAGUGAGCAAAGACAGCACUCUGGACUCUGAUUCUGAUGCCUUCUCCUCCCCUUUCUGCAUGUCGCCUAUAAGUGAAGCCCUUGGAGAAAGCAGUAGUUCUGUGUUUUCGGAGAAUGAGAUCAGGCAAGAUGCUGACAGUCACAUGGCCUGCUAUGCAUCCAGCCCAGAUGCUAAUUCCCAAUACAGAGAGGUGAAUGGCCGGGGAGGCCCCGCUAGGUGGGAGGAGCAGCAGAAGCUCUUGGCUCUUGAGCAGACAUGUGGAGUGUUCCGAGUUGAUUUGGGUCAAAUGCGUUCAUUGCGUCUGUUCUUCAGUGAUGAAGCUUGUACCAGUGGACAGUUGGUGGUUGCCAGCAGGGAAAGUCAGUACAAAGUGUUCCAUUUCCAUCAUGGAGGUCUGGGAAAGUUAUCAGAAGUGUUCCAGCAGUGGAAAUACUGCCGGGAGACGCAACUCCAGGAGCAGCAGGUAACGGAUGAGAAGACGUGUCUACAUUUCUCAAUUCAGAGGCCCAGCUUUCCGUCCACAGAGUCUCAUCCUGAGGAGGGAAUGUACCAGAAGCUGGACGUCACUAGGUGGUUGCAGCAUCUCAAUGAUACCGGACAGGUGGAGGAAGAAUAUAAACUUCGCAAGGCAAUUUUUUUUGGCGGCAUUGACCCAUCUCUGAGAGGGGAAGUGUGGCCUUUCCUCCUCGGAUAUUACGGCUGGGAGACUACUUCUGAGGAACGUGAAGCUCUGCGGGUUCAGAGAAGAGAAGAAUAUGCUCACAUUCAGAACAAACGAGUCUCGAUGAGCCCCGAGGCCCAGAAAGACUUCUGGAGGAAUGUUCAGUUUACAGUGGAUAAAGAUGUUGUGAGAACAGAUCGUAGUAACCAGUUCUUCCGAGGCGAGGACAAUCCCAAUGUGGAGGCUAUGAGGAGGAUCCUUCUGAAUUAUGCUGUGUACAGCCCUGAAGUGGGCUACUCCCAGGGAAUGUCGGAUCUGGUGGCCCCGCUGCUGACAGAAGUGCUAGAUGAGUCUGACACCUUCUGGUGCUUUGUUGGUCUGAUGCAGAAUACUAUAUUUAUCAGCUCACCCUGUGACGAGGACAUGGAAAAGCAAUUAAUGUAUCUUCGUGAGUUACUGCGUCUCAUGUAUGAUCGCUUCCACCAACACUUACUGUCUCUGGGAGAGGAUGGCCUCCAGAUGCUGUUCUGUCACAGGUGGAUCCUGCUCUGUUUUAAAAGAGAGUUCUCUGACACUGAAGCUCUGAGGAUGUGGGAAGCGUGCUGGGCGCACUACCAGACAGACUAUUUCCACCUCUUUCUCUGUGUUGCGAUAAUUGUGCUAUAUGGAGAUGAUGUCAUUGAGCAGCAGCUGCCGACUGACCAGAUGCUGCUACAUUUCAGUAACUUGGCCAUGCAUAUGAAUGGAGAGCUGGUUCUCAGAAAGGCAAGGAGUUUGCUUUAUCAGUUUCGACUCUUACCCAAGAUCCCCUGCAGCCUGCAUGACUUGUGUAAGUUGUGUAGUUCAGGAAUGUGGGACAGUGGCUACAUCCCUACAGUGGAGUGCACAGGCCAGCACCAAGACUCCAAGAGCUGCCUGUAUGGUGGCACCGUAGUGGAACCACCGCCAGCCCUCCCCAAAGACAGCAAGAAAAGAAACAAAUCACUUGAUGUUUUCACCUUCAGAAAAUAGUGCAAUCUGCCACAGAGGCCAGGAAGAGGAGCAACCAUCAAUGAUCUAGAUGGGGAAUGCGAUUCUGACUCUAUAGAUAUUUGUGGGAAAGGACCUAGGGGACACCUCUUCAAACACAGUCUCCAUACGGACCAAAGCCGUGGAAUUGUCAUGGCACUGGAAGUGUAAUCCUUUACAUGUUGUUCAGUUUGACUUGGUUUUCAUAUUAUGAACUACUACAGCAGGGUUUAGAGGGGAAUUGUACAAUAAAAUGUCUCUUUCUAUAACCGAUGCCUAGAUGUAUCUUAAUUCUUAUUGGUCCACGUCAUGAAUCAUCUUAGAGCCUUACAUGCUAAACUGAAGGAGGUUAUCCUAACACUGCAUAGGAGAUUAUGUGCUGCGUAUAUGUGUGUGUCACACAUACACAGAGGCCAUGCACAGUAUCCCACUACUAGACCUGGUGCUCUCUUUAGAUCCAACCUCAAAGAAUGACCAACAUUAUUUGGUUUGGGCAAUGUCCUUUACUGUGUGUCCCAAUUUGCGCCUGAAAGGAGCCUGUUCCUAUACUGAUUUGGUAAUUCCGAUCACUCUGAUGGGUGGAGUGUGCUGGGAGUUGUAUAUUUCGGACAGGUUGGAAAGUUAGGGAGUACUGGUAAUUUAUUGUUCUGAUCUUAUUUUGUCCCAGACAAUAAGCAUGUGACAUUUGUAAGAAAUCUUUGAUAUCACCCAGCCUUUGUCAGCGAAGCACAAUCCUGUCCCAUUUUUGUUUCCUCCCCAAACUCCUAUUUUACAAUAAUUAUAUAAUAUAACCCAAUAAAAUAUCUUACACCAGGCUUUCACCAAUCAAUUUUUUUUUCUAAUUAAAAAAUAAAUAAAAAAUA